Molecule: messenger RNA, 270 nt
Organism: Dacryopinax primogenitus
Lineage: Eukaryota; Fungi; Basidiomycota; Dacrymycetes; Dacrymycetales; Dacrymycetaceae
Exons: 2
Coding region: 1-270 (89 amino acids)
Source: RefSeq, a predicted model, not a curated record
AUGACAAGUCCAGCUGCGAUGCUAAUCUACAGAGGGACGUGGGUUGCAUUCGAACGUCUGGCGUCAUUGGAAGAAUUUGUUGUGCUGUGCACUGUGCCUGCACGUUCAAAACGGGCACUCAUCGUUCACCUCGAGCGGCGCAAUAUCGAUGCGUACAUCUAUACUUGGACGCAUCCGAUGUCCUCUGUCAGACGUGCGCCUGCAUUUCCGCGAUCCGUGCCCAUGCACCAAUUGCCGCAGGGAAGUCGAAGAUUGGAGGAAGAUACGUGA